AUGCGUACUUCGACCUUUUUGCUUCCUGUUCUUUCCCUGGCGCCCAGCGCGUUUGCGUGGGGUGCUCUAGGUCACCGCACUGUUGCUGUCGUGGCUCAAAACUACCUGUCUUCUGCGACUAAAACAUGGGUCUCCAAUAUCCUGGGCGAUACUUUGGUCAAUGUUGCUACCUGGGCGGACGACUACCGUUACACAACUGCUGGAGCCUUCAGUGCGAGCUACCAUUAUAUUGAUGCCCAAGACAAUCCGCCUACGAGUUGCAGCGUUAGUUAUUCGAGGGAUUGUGGCAAUGCUUGUAUUGUAAGCGCCAUUACGAAUUACACUUCUCGGGUGCAAUCCUCUUCAUUAUCAACUUCAGAACGUGCCAUUGCACUCAAGUUUAUUGUUCAUUUACUGGGAGAUAUUACCCAGCCCCUACAUGAUGAGAACAAAGCCACAGGCGGUAACGGCAUUUCUGUCCUUUGGAACGGUGCAACCACAAACUUGCACUCGGUCUGGGACUCGUCCAUCGCGGAGAAAUAUGUGGGCGGCAAUACGGUUGCCUACGCUACCACCUGGGGUAAUCAGAUCAUCACCAAAUUAGCGGCUGGUGGCGCAUACGCUAGCUCCAAGGCAUCCUGGUUAUCUUGCGUCAACCCGUCAACUGCCCAAACCUGUGCAUUGACUUGGGCAGCGGAUGGAAACGCUCUUGUGUGUUCUUAUGUGCUCAAAACUGAUCCGACCGGAAAAGAGCUAUCCGGAACUUACUAUACCGGCGCAUACCCGUUGGUCGAGCAGCAGAUUGCCAAGGGUGGUGUCCGCUUGGCCGCAUAUUUGAACACUAUUGUUACCGGCAGUUCCGGUUUCUAA
Molecule: messenger RNA, 849 nt
Organism: Rhizoctonia solani
Lineage: Eukaryota; Fungi; Basidiomycota; Agaricomycetes; Cantharellales; Ceratobasidiaceae
Product: S1/P1 nuclease
Exons: 6
Coding region: 1-849 (282 amino acids)
Biological process (GO): DNA catabolic process
Molecular function (GO): endonuclease activity; nucleic acid binding
Source: RefSeq, a predicted model, not a curated record